Peniophora sp. CBMAI 1063 is the source of this 1794-nucleotide messenger RNA. The record is from the annotation of a GenBank genome assembly. Lineage: Eukaryota; Fungi; Basidiomycota; Agaricomycetes; Russulales; Peniophoraceae.
AUGGGGCCCCUUUACUGCCUUUUGUUGCUCGGCGUCGGAAUCAUAGGUCCUGCUAUCGCGCAAGAUCUUACCAUACCUUCAGGAUGGAAUGUGAGCUCAUCGGACACAGUCUCACGGACUGAGCGCGAGGCGUAUGCCAACGAGGCCGCCGCCGCCCUCGUUCAGAACAUAGUCUCCAAUGGAAGCCUUUCCGACACAACCGAAAGCCAAGCUCUCGCGAGCAUGUACACCGUUCUCGCGUUGCAGGAUACGUUGAGUGGUAACUCGACCUGGAAGAACACCAUUUCGAACAGCAUGAAGACGUGGGUGCAACACAUCGACAUAUUUGGCAAUGGUACAGUCGGGUCGAGGCGCACAAACAGCAAUGGGAUACAAUGGGCGCUUGCCUCCUAUUACGCGUACAAAGCUUACGGCGACCCUUACUUCUUGAAUGUCUCUCAGAACGCCUUCAGUACGACCUACAAGGACUACAUCACACCCUCCGUUGCUGCAGCGAGCCAAAGCGCGCCAGGCCGCAAUAUCUCCGCCGUCAACUCCUCUGGGUGCUUUUCCCAUGCGGCUGGUGGCAUUUUCUGGCUUCCGGACGUCCCCGACAACACUCAAGUUCAGGCAGACACCGUCGGGCCGUUUGCAGUUCUCGCGGGGCAUCUAUUCGAGGAAACUGGCAACACCACCUACCAAACGCUUGGCCUCCAGUCGCUCGACUUCAUGGGAGAUCUCGGGUGGGAUCAGGGGAAUGUCAUGGAAGUGGGCGUCAUCGACGUCUACCCCUGCGGGCGUAACACCGGAAAGAGCCCCGGGAUACAGGGAUGGUAUAUAUACGCCCUCGCUAUCUUCGCGAACAUCACAUCCGGUAGUGAUACUGGCACGACACUGACCGGCCAAUUGCGAACGGCGGUCUCCACUGCAGGAAGAACGCCUUCUUGGACACAAUCGAAUGGUGUCCUGAUAGACACGCAAGAUACUGCCUACUCUCUGAACGACGAUGAAUUCGAUUCAAAAGCAAUCCUUGUUCGUGCACUGAGCGAGACCUUACGUCGCAAUCCCUCAUCAACUGGUGGGGAUCUAGUGCAUUUCAUCCAGUCGUUCUUGACAAUACAGUACGACUCGGUUACUACAGCGGCCCGUAACGGCAGCUCUUAUGCAAUAGCGCCUGCUGGACCCGCACCCGCCAAGUUCUCGAAUGAAGGCAACAUCAUGGCACUCGACAUGCUGAAUGCAGCAUUUGCCAUGGCACCAAAAGAUGUAGCGGUUCCUAGCUCUUCAUCAACGACGAGUCCCUCGUCGACGGGUAGCUCGCAACCUUCGACUUCAUCCGGAUCUCCGAUCCCUUCACCUUCGCAUGUGGGAGCCAUUGUGGGAGGCGUUGUGGGCGGCAUUGGCGGGCUCUGUAUCAUGGUCGGCGUGUACUUCUGGUGGCACCAUAAGCGCCGCAAGGCAGAGCAACUCGCUACUCCUGGCGAGUCAUUCGUCGAGCCAUUCUUCAGCCCGACCCGCAUGGUCACUGAGCCAUACCAACCAGGGGAUCCAAAUCCCCAGCACGGAAACAUGUAUAGAUCAAGUUUCAGAGGCCCUGGACACCGUUCGAAGUUGGCUCGCGAACUUCCUUCAACGCCAUCACUGCCGCGCACUAUACCGACCUCUUCGACAAACCUAUCUGAUACCCAGUCAUCCAGCCUGACACCCAUGAUGGACCAACACGCUGAUCUUCCCGCUCUGGUAGGGCGACUUGUUCACGACCUCCUGCGCGACCGGGACGCAGUUUCUGCUCCACCAGAGUAUGGAGAACAGUGA